Pocillopora meandrina is the source of this 402-nucleotide messenger RNA. The record is from the annotation of a GenBank genome assembly. NCBI's taxonomy places the organism in Eukaryota, Metazoa, Cnidaria, Anthozoa, Scleractinia, Pocilloporidae.
AUGAGCCUUCGUCUAGUUGACCACCUCUUUACAAAAGACACCCUUACAAAGUCAACUGUUCAGAGUACCAAGAAAUUUGCUCCCCUUGACCAAGACAAACUUGAUGCAAUUAAAAGUGAGUAGAUGAAUAUUUACUGUUAAAAACUGAGCAGAUAUGGAAUUUGUUUUCUUAAAAUCGUAAUGUAUAAUUUGGGGCUGACUUUAUUCUGUUUGAAGGAACUUUUUAAUAACCCUUACCGGAUUGCAGUUAUUUAUUUAUGUUGGUGGUUAGGAAGCCAGGAUGAAUAGCCGGUUUAUUUGUCAACAUUGAUUAAUCGCUGUUCAUUUGCAUUCUUUUCAGCUGAAGUGCUGACUGCCUUUUCUUAUCAAUGCCGGGGAAUGGAAGACGUUCUACGGAUGUAG